Messenger RNA from Exophiala aquamarina CBS 119918, 543 nucleotides. RefSeq lists its product as uncharacterized. NCBI's taxonomy places the organism in Eukaryota, Fungi, Ascomycota, Eurotiomycetes, Chaetothyriales, Herpotrichiellaceae. The transcript has a single exon. The record is from RefSeq and is a predicted model, not a curated record. The coding region runs from base 1 to 543 and encodes 180 amino acids.
AUGACGGCCUCGAGGUCAGACGUGCAACCUCUCCCCGACCCUCAACGGCAUAUCACGGACAACGACGAACAUGGCAAAUCUUUCUUCUCAAAAGCAGUUUCUACAGCACUGCCUGUGAUGAAUAAGCUUGGCACUGCCCAUCAGCGACUUGGCUAUCUUGUGCCCCCGCGCCUCGCGGCCCUUACAAGUCAAGAAGAUCUCAAAGUGUACGUGGCUUCAUUGAAGGACUUGCCUUCUCUUGUGCCUGCUGGGGGCAAUGCUGCAGUCUGGUACAUCGACAUGCCACCCGGCACUGACAGUCCCAUGCACCGCACGGUGAGCUUGGAUAUAGUCAUCCAGAUUGAAGGGGAAGUCGAGCUCAAAUUGGAGAGUGGUGAGAAACGCAUUAUGAGGCCAGGGGAUUUGACAAUUCAGAGAUCGACCUUGCAUGCAUGGCGAAACACGAGCUCUGAGAAGUGGUCGCGCAUGAUUGGUAUCAUGGCUGAGUGUCAGCCUGUGGAGGCUGGGGGGCAAGUACUAGGUCCGGAUUUUCCAAGGCAUUGA